CGCACGCCAAAUGUUAUCGGAACAGCAAUACCAGAAAUAAAACACGGUAUUUCCCGGUGAUGGUCUUAUCAAAGGGGUCCAAGGCUGAUGCACUCAUGUGGAUGCCCCCGAUGUCCUCCCUAUCUUCCGCUGACGAUCGGGUGUUUUCCUCGCAUCUCAUUGGCUGACGCUGCGGUAUAAAGUUCUUCAGAGACGCUCUCAGACACUCAGAGACGUUCACCUCUGACGCGCAGAGCUGUUCCGCUGCUGGCUUAUAACUUACUUUAUGCGAAGAGCGUCUUCAAAGUUUGUGAUUGUGGACUUAAAAUAUAUCUCAAUUUGUUUUCGCGCAGUCAAUAUUGUCAACACGAUGAAGGAAAAAAUACUUAUAACACAGCCUUGUGUUGCGAGAUGCAAACUUGUUCUUGUCGGGGAUGUUCAGUGUGGUAAAACAGCGAUGUUACAAGUCUUUGCAAAGGAUUGCUACCCAGAGACCUACGUCCCUACAGUAUUUGAAAACUACACAGCCAGCCUGCAGCUUGAAGAACAGCGCGUGGAGCUCAGCCUCUGGGACACGUCAGGCUCUCCGUACUACGACAACGUCCGGCCAUUGUGCUACAGUGACUCCGACGCAGUGCUGCUGUGUUUUGACACCAGCCGUCCGGACUCAGUGGACGGCACACUGAAGAAGUGGAAGGCAGAGAUCCUGGACUUCUGCCCCAGCACGCGGAUCCUUCUGAUCGGCUGUAAGACGGACCUGCGCAGCGACGUGUGCACGCUGACGGAGCUGUCCCACGGCAAACACAUACCCGUCUCCCACGAGCAGGGCGCCUCCCUGGCCAGACAGCUGGGAGCCGAGGCCUUCCUGGAGUGCUCCGCCUUCACGUCGGAGAAGAGCGUCCACAGUGCGUUCCGCUCGGCGGCGUUGGCGUGCAUGAACAGGCUGCCGCCGGCCCCCAGGGCCAGCCCGGUGAGCCGGCUCUCCAAGAGGCUGCUGCGGCUGUCCAACAGCACGGGCCUCCUGGCCUCCGCCUUCAAGAACAAGGACAAGGCCAAGGGCUGCGCCAUCAUGUAGCGACGGCGGGACGCUUGGGAAGGAUCAAAGAACAGGGGCAAGGGUCCAGGGGGUGACGGGCCGUUGUGGUGGGGUUGAGAAGUUUUAUGUGAGACCCAAAAAGUUUUGAAAGGGUUUUUUGGGGUUGGGGGGAGACGAUAUGCAGGUUGCUAAUGGUCGAUCAAUGUGUUGUCUCUGGUAACCGCGAUAUUUUCUUUCAAACAUUUGGAAGACUUUUUUCAUGGCUCUGAAGAGAGAGCACAGUAUGCACUUUAUGAGUGGACUUCAUGACUUCAAUGAUGAGGUUUGGGUGUUUGUUUAUUUGGUUGAUCAAGGCUGAAGAAGAUGUGAGGAAUUUGUUUACUGUCUGUAAGUGAUAGGCUGCCUUGAUGUGGGAUCAGGAGUUGAAAACAGGUCUGGUUGAACACAUUUCUUAUCGGAAGUCAAAGGAGUCAGCAGAGACCGAGAGUCAGGGGUCGAGUCCGAAGGGUGUUUGAUUAAAAGUGAAUUGAGGAUGGAAAUGGACGAAUGAGUCAACAUGCUGUUUCCUGUUCUUAACUGUAUACAAUAGUUUGUUUUGAGGGCAUUUUGGAUUAUGCCAAAAAAAACAAAAAACUUUUUAUAAUGUUAAUUUCAUUUUGAACCGAACAAAGAGCAACUUCUGAACUUAAUCAAAAAUAUAAAUUUCCCCUUUCAACAUGUUUACAUUCAGUGGUUGAGCUUAGCUGGCAGGAUCGUCUAGUUCAAGCAUGUCAACAGGCUGGUCCUGUUAUUAUUAUUUUUUUAUCCAUAUGUGUACGUAUUCUGUCUUAACAAAGCCUUCACAGGGUGUCUGUUGUUUGUGGCUGUCUUUAAGUGUUUAGUGUUAUUGAUGUCGUUUUUCUAUUCACUUUAGUCUUCUGGGAUUUGGAGUUGAUGGCAGCUCAUCUAAUUGAAGACAUGAUGAUUCGUAGGUUUGCACUGAAGCCCAGUUUUCCGUAGAUAUACAGAUCACUGGUAUUGAAUGUGUUGCCUAGCAACACAGUGCACAGGGGCGGGUGUGAGCAUGGUUCCUCUCUAAAUAGACAGAGGAAGAUGGCUUUCUCAUUGGUUUUCUUACUCCACACUGAAGGUUACCCAUUUAAAAACACACCACUCUUUGAAAUUCUCAAUGUGUUUUAGAAGACGCCAUGUCUACAGGAAUAAGACAGUAAGAAUGUGGCUUUUUUGAAAAGCAACUAUUUAAAAAAAAGCCACACUUUCACUGUCUUAUUUACAUCUUACACUCCUGACCUUUUUUUGUCCUUAGUUACAGUUUUGGUUUCAUUAUUGUAUGGAAUGGAACCUUUAAGUAAACUAUUCACGGAAGAGUCCUCAUGCUGAUGUCAAAAAUGCCCUCCCAUAUCAUGUCUUUAAGAGUAUAAGUGUCUUUCUGUAUAUAUAUUUAUAUCCUUCCAUGUGAUACUUGACUAUGGAAAGAUGGGAAAGAAGCCUAAUAACGAAACAAAAGUAUUGUGGAUCAUUGUAUACUGAUUGAAUCCUCCAUUGGUUAUGGUUGUAAUACAUUGCUUUAUAAUGAUAAUAAAUAUUUCCAAUGUUUUAUUUCUGAUUGACAUGUUUCCCUUGUAGCUGCAUUAAAUAUAACAAAUAUUUUCUUAGGGAUUUGGGAUUUGGGAUAUGUUUAAAAUGAGACAUAUUUUAACAAAACAAGUAACCAAAUCAUCCUUUAAUAUGAUCAAUGAAUACUAGAAAUCAUGUUAAGUGCAUUUUUUAUCACUUGGCAAAAGAAUGACCAGGACAUCUUGUGCCGAAAACAUUAAUAAAAUCCAAGGUUGCCCCUUUGCAGGGAUGUCUGAUAUUAUGCGGAAGGACGUCUAACUGAUAUCCUCCGCAACCGUUCCAAAUAGCCACUAUGACCAAGGUCAAAGAAAACACGUUCAGGACAAUCUCCUUGCCCAUCGGAUAAUCUAUUAAGCAAACAAAAACAAUUUCCCUGUUAUACUGGCCGCCAAGCCUGGCUUGCUGUCACACAACCUUUAGCCCUUAUUUGUUGGGGCUAUAAUUGGAUGCUUGUGGCUUGGUGUGUAGGCAGAGCCGGU
Gadus chalcogrammus (walleye pollock) is the source of this 3111-nucleotide messenger RNA. Its product is annotated as rho-related GTP-binding protein Rho6-like. The transcript has 6 exons. The record is from RefSeq and is a predicted model, not a curated record. Gene Ontology annotation, molecular function: GTP binding; GTPase activity. Gene Ontology annotation, biological process: small GTPase-mediated signal transduction. Bases 266 to 1054 code for a protein of 262 amino acids. NCBI's taxonomy places the organism in Eukaryota, Metazoa, Chordata, Actinopteri, Gadiformes, Gadidae.